Molecule: messenger RNA, 3919 nt
Organism: Eriocheir sinensis (Chinese mitten crab)
Lineage: Eukaryota; Metazoa; Arthropoda; Malacostraca; Decapoda; Varunidae
Exons: 3
Coding region: 187-1023 (278 amino acids)
Source: RefSeq, a predicted model, not a curated record
CAAUUGAGUUCUAAUGAGUGUUUCUUUAGGUUCAUGGUACUGAAGAAGGGACAAACUACCAUCAGGUCAAAAAAACUAAUCCUGGAAAUGCCCAAUCGUCCUAGGAAAGCCUUGUCAAAUAGGUGAAAUUAAGCGACAAAAUGUUUAGUAAUACGGCCCAUUGUGUGUCUGUCUCUCUACAGGAAGAUGAGGCUAGCGUUGGGCUGUGUGUUGGUGCUCCCUGCCGCCCUUCACCUCCUGCUGUGCCACGCCCCCGCCGCCGCCGCCGACACCGCAACGGACGCCGACAUGCACGCGGACGCUCGCCAACCGACUCCACAUCCACCUCUCGCCCCGCCCCGACAGCCCCGACAGCCCCGACACGACCCACUCCUCGGUCUAGGACUUCUUGCAGGACUUCCACGCCUCCUCAGCCUCACCCCGCAGGACACGCCGCUAAGUUCACAGCUCCUAGACGCCCUGACCCUCCCCUACAUGCAGCGUCACCCCCAUGGAAGCCUCACGCCCUUAGCUAGUCCUCUGCAAAGGGCCUCAACGCUGCAGGACCUUCGGGAGAUCGGUAGUUUCCCGCUGGAUGACUUUAAGUUUCUGCAGGCGCUUUUGAAUGUGCCUGACGGAGGAUUUGGUCAUUGGCAUGGUGGUGUCAGUAGGAAAGAGACGGGCAGAAGGGAUGACUGUAGCGGACGCCUGCCCUCAGAAGACGCCCCGUGCCCCUCAACUCUUCUGCAGAUUUUGAGCGGCCGAGUGCCACGCCCUCCCGAGGUCCCUCCGCCCCCCCGCCGCCCCCCUGUCUUCCCCUGGACCCCCCUCUCCUCCUCCUCGUCUUCCUCCUCCUCAGCCUCCGCCGCCGACGCCGCCGCCUCCUCCCCCCACUGGCUCAAAACACCGCCCUCCAAACGCUACCUUGGCAUCGAGCUCCCAGACUACAUCGCCACGAGCUAUUCCUCCAUCAAGACGGACAACGCUCACUACCUCACCAAGCUGCACCAACUCAAGCAACGCAUGCGCAACGCCGGGAAGUAGAUCGCGUGGGGUGCCCGCUGGUCCGCGCUGCAUGACUGUGUGUGUGUGUGUGUGUGUGUGUGUGUGUGUGUGUGAGGUGGAUGGUAUAUGUAAGGUGAACUCCAAACAGCAACAACAACAGCAGCGUCAGCAUUAUAUCUGGUUCAUGUCCCGCGGUAAAUUAUAGGGAAGAUGUGGGCGAUUUUCCGAACGUUGUCUGGUAUCCUGGUAUCAUUAACUCUUUUUUUUAUUAUUCAGCAUUAGAGGAGGCAGCUCAAGGACAAAAAACGAGAAAAAGGCAAAAAACAGCCCCCUAGACACCGCUCAUGUAAAGAAAAAAAGAACAAAGUGGCCAAGAAGAGAGGUCAGCUUCGGUCAAGUUUCCUCUUCCUGUUUACAUCAGUUACCCCUUAAGUGGAAGACAUGAAUUAUUGUGUCGAUCACAUGACCUCAAAAUACUUAGGUUGGUAUUAUAAGACACUUUCGCUUCUCACAUCAGCUAUUUCUAAAGGUCAGAGAGGGGGUCAAUCGGGUUGUAAUGAGUGUUUCUUUAAGUUGACGGUACAGAGGAAGGGUCAAACUACCACCAGGGUCAUAAAACUACUCUUGGAAAUGCCCACAACUCCUACGAAAGCCUUGUCAAAUAGGUGUUCUUGGACGACGGAAUGUUAAUGUCUGCCUGUUUUCUCUUUCACUCCUACACUCGACACGGCAGAUUUCGAGUUCCCUCUGUUUUGUAUUGGUUAUCUCCUAAGUGGAAGAUAACUAGUGUCGAUUAUAUGACCUCAAAAUACUUAAUGCCUGCCUGUUAUCUCUUUCACUCUUACACUCGACACGGCAGAUUUCGAGUUCCUUCUUGUUUUUUUGUAUUGGUUAUCUCCUGAGUGGAAGAUAACUAGUGUCGAUUAUAUGAUCUCAAAAUACUUAAUGUCUGCCUGUUAUCUCUUUCACUCCUACACUCGACGCGGCAGAUUUCGAGUUCCUUCUUGUUUUUUUGUAUUGGUUAUCUCCUGAGUGGAAGAUAACUAGUGUCGAUUAUAUGACCUCAAAAUACUUAAUGUCUGCCUGUUUUCUUUUUCACUCCUACACUAGACACGGCAGAUUUCGAGUUCCCUCUUUUUUGUAUUGGUUAUCUCCUGAGUGGAAGAUAACAAGUGUCGAUAUGACCUCAAAAUACUUAAUGUCUGCCUGUUUUCGUUUUCACUCCUACACUCGACACGGCAGAUUUCGAGUUCCCUCUUUUUUGUAUUGGUUAUCUCCUGAGUGGAAGAUAACUAGUGUCGAUUAUAUGAUCUCAAAAUACUUAAUGCCUGUCUGUUUUCUUUUUCACUCCUACACUCGACACGGCAGAUUUCGAGUUCCCUCUUGUUUUUUUGUAUUGGUUAUCUCCUGAGUGGAAGAUAACUAGUGUCGAUUAUAUGACCUCAAAAUACUUAAUGCCUGUCUGUUUUCUUUUUCACUCCUACACUCGACACGGCAGAUUUCGAGUUCCCUCUGUUUUGUAUUGGUUAUCUCCUGAGUGGAAGAUAACUAGUGUCGAUAUGACCUCAAAAUACUUAAUGUCUGCCUGUUAUCUCUUUCACUCCUACACUCGACACGGCAGAUUUCGAGUUCCCUCUGUUUUGUAUUGGUUAUCUCCUGAGUGGAAGAUAACUAGUGUCGAUUGUAUGAUCUCAAAAUACUUAAUGCCUGUCUGGCUGUAUUCUUUUUAAAUCCUAUACUCAAUACGUUGUCACGGGCUUAAAAAUUCAUCUUAUGUGAGUUUUCCUUUUUGUCUUAUUCCACUGAAAGCCGUGAUCGUGGCCAGAGAGAAAAUAAACAGUGGAAAGAAGAAAACGUCAACGGUUAUAAUAUAGAAAAUAGAAAAUGAAUCUUUGUCAUUCCUUCAUCCUGGUAUUCAAAGAGUCACCGUACACUAAACUGACCACCAGAAGACCCGCUCCCUCCACCAAGCUACAUGUGAUUAGUUGGCUGAUUUGAUUUGAUACAUUUGAGAUAUACACAUACAUAUAACAGUAUACAUAUAUGGUCUCAAAAGGAUGAAGGUACUUUUGUCGCCUUCACCCCAACCCUGCCGUUUUUUGCUUUUACAUUACCUUACAUAACAUUACACUAAAUUUUCGUACGCUAUGACACAUCUAGUACAGGGUUAUUGCCGUAUAAUACACAUCUUUACACUUUCCUGUCAUCUCUUCUAAGGAGCCCUGGGGAACCCCUGGGCUUGACGUCGUAGAGUGGGUGAGGCGACGCUCCCCCAUACGUAUGCUCCUAUUGACUGAUUGAUCACCUUGGACGUGUGGUAAGGGAGGGGGCGGAGUUUCCAGGUCAAUUUGAUGUACGAUGAUUAUAUAAUGUUUUUUUUUUUGCGUUAUACAAUGUUAUUUUAAAAGCGUAGGUGUUGCUUAUUUUUAUUCAUGUGAUGUCUCCACUAUACCCGCGUCCUCUGUGUCUGUCUGUCUGUCUGCCUGUCUGUGUACUUCAAAAGGCCAUAUUGUUGUAGUGACUUUGUUCAGAGUGUUAAAAAGAUUAGUUGAAGAGAUACGUAUAAGAGGAUCGAAUUUACGGUGUACUUCAUCUUAUAACGAAUGAAAUGGAAAGCAGAAAGAGAAAGGAGGAAAAGGAGGAGGAAGGGAACGAAGACAAUGAAGGAAGAGAAGAAAGAACAAAAACAAGAAGAACAAGAAAUAGAAUACGAAAUAAAGAAGAGGAGGAGGAGGAGGAGGAAAAGGAGGAGGAAGAGAAUGAAGAGCAAGAAGGCGCAGAGAAAGAACAAAAACAGCAACAAGAAAACAAAAACAAAGAAGAGGAAGAGGGGGAAAAGGAGGAGAAAGGGACAAGAAUAAGAACAAAAAAAAAGAAGAGGAGGAGGAGGAGGAGGAGGAGGAGGAGGAGGAGAAGAACGAAUAUAAGGAAGAAG